UCUCUAGUGCUAAAAAUCAAGACAGAUUUUAAAUACUUCGAUGUUGAGUCAAUCGUGCUCCUUCUUAAAACUAUUUAUUCUAAGACGGUAAUAAAUAAGCAUAAAUUAUAGAUGGAAAAAAUUUCUCAAAUCUCAAAUUUUAAGGUACUAUAGUAUAUGCUAACGUUUUUUAUAUUUUAUGAGAUAAAUAAUAAUAAAAUGUGAUAACAUUCAGUUAAUAAAGUCUGAGUGAGACACAAAUAUUUAGAAAAAACAGAAAUAAGCCGUGUUUAAAUUUUAAUUAAAAAAAAUGUAAUACAUAACCAUAAAACACCACUCCGACUCGAGAAAAGAGACAGGUAGGCUCGCGCUACACACUCACACAUAUACAUGUGUUGGACCGUGUACUUGGCGCGAGACACUACCGUGUCUCUGGAUAUAGCGCAUUUUGAUUAAUGUUGAUACAGAAUAUAACCCAUCGGUAGACAAUUAACAGGAAUUUAUUAACAUCUAUUCAAAUCAAGUAAAACAGUUGAAACAUUACCAUGUUUGGUAAUUAUACAGAGUUCAAUAACUCUAACAAAGAUGAAACAUACUUCAUGCUUCGAGAUGCUGUCCAACGUAAAAACAGUGAGCUGGCAAAAUCACUUUUGAACAAUGGUGCUCAAGUAAAUAGUCCUUACGAAAGAUCUUGUAACACGAUACUUCAUUAUGCUACGAUGAAUCGUAAUGAAGAAUUGGUGCAAAUGUUGCUAGACAGAGGAGCUUAUAUUGACGUACCAAACACACAGGGUAAAACUCCACUUCAUUUAGCAGUUGAAUGCGGCUCUGAGCCAAUAGUUAAAUUACUUGUCAACAAAGGAGCCAACGUAAACACUAUAGCUAAAGAUAAUUCAACGCCAAUUGAAAAAGCAAUCUCUACGUGGCAAUGUCAUAUUUUCUCACUACUGGUUCGUCAUGGCGCGAAUGUUAACAUUACUCUCAGUAAUGGUCAAACAUUACUUUAUGAAGCAGUUCAACGCGGCUAUACAUCUGUCGUUAAGUGUAUUCUCGAAAAAUCUUCAGUUAAUAAAAAUAAAAACAAAAACUGUCUUACAACAGCAGUACUUAAGGGAAAUGAAGAAAUUGAACAUCACUUGCUUGAGCAUGGUUUCGAAGUUGAACCUCAAUGUGUUAAUAAUUCAAAAUUUUUCCACGCUAUCGUUGCAAGAGGAUAUAUCAAAUGCGUAACUGAUCUUUUGAAAAUGGGUGCUGAUGUUAAUGCACUCCGUCAAGAAACAACUAAAUAUACACUUCUUCAUACUGCUUGUAUAAAUCAAAAAUUAGAAAUGGCUAGAUUAUUAAUACAGCAUGAUAUUAACUUGAAUGUGAAAGAUAAUAAAGAAAAAACGGCAAUAUUUUAUGCCGUAAAAAAUGGUGAUUUUAAUAUCGUAAAGUUGUUGAUAACUAACGGAGCUUGUGUUGAAGAUGAUCCUGAUUUACUUAACAUUGCUGCUCAUAAUCAAUGCAUUGAUAUUGUUCAAAUUUUACUGGAGCAUGGUGUUGAUAUUAAUGCUUAUGAUUGUUUUGGAAAGACGGCUUUACAUUCGGCAUUAAUUGAACAGUUUUUCCAAUUAGAAGACAAAGUAAUUUGUAUACUCUCUUCUAAAGACGUUAAGGCGUCAUUAGUGAGAGUAUUAUUGAACAAAGGUGCUGAUGUCAAUAUUCGAAUGAAGGACGGUCAAACAGCGCUUCAUUUAGCUGUUCGAACUGAUAACAAAGAAAUCGUGGAUACUGUUCUGGAAUGCAAUUCAAAGGUAAAUGUAUCAGAUGCUAAAGGAACUACACCAAUACAUUUAGCUGUACAAACGAAAAAUGUAAUUAUUGUUUUUAGUCUUCUCAGUAAAAAUGCAGAUAUUAAAGCUAUGGAUAUAAAAGGUAUGACGGCAUUACAUUUUGCGGCUGAAGUAGGACAUCUCGAUAUUAUUAAAAUUCUCUUGAGAUAUGAACCUGAUGUUAAUGCCAUAAAUCAAUUCUGCUUGACACCACUGCAUUGUGCGGCUAAAUAUGGACACUUGGAAGCUGUUAAAAUUUUACUUGAGCACAAUGCUAAUGUAAAUGCCGUUGACAUUAGGGGUUCGACGGCUCUUCAUUUAGCUGUUGAAGCCAAGCAUCGUAAAAUUGCUAAGUACUUACUUAAAUUCAAUCGUCACAUAAAUUCACCAAAUGAUAAUGGUGAAACUUAUCUUCAUAUUGCGGUGAAAAAUGAUGACAUUGAUACUACCAGAUUACUUUUGAAUUAUUCUAUAGAUGUUAAUUGUAUCAAUAAAAAUGGAUUGACUCCACUAUUAAUAGCUGCGCUCGGUAAUUUCUCGAUAUUAACUGAACUUCUGAUAGAGAACGGAGCUGAUAUUCAUGUUACAGAUCCACGGGGUAGAAGUGUUCUUCACAUUGCUGCUAAAAAUAAUAACUUAGAAAGUGUUUCAAUUCUAUUAGAGAAACAUGCUGAUGUUAACUGUAAAGACAAAAAUGGAUUGACACCACUACUAAUAGCAGUUCGUUUAAAUCAUGAAGAUCUCACUGAUCUUUCUCUCGAGCACAAUGCAGAUGUUAAUUGUCCCGAACAAAAUAAUGAGCCAGCAAUUGACAUUGCUAUGGAGAAAAGAAAUGAAACUAUAGUCUUAAAGUUAUUAACUCAUGGCGCCGAUGUUAAUUUCGUUGAUGAUGAAGGAUCGACUGUUCUUCUCAAUGCUAUUUGGCAAGCACCAUCUCCACAAUUUAUUGAAAAAUUACUCAUGUUUGGUGCAGAUGUUAAUCACAGAAAUAACAAAGGAGAGACAGCUCUUCACAUUGCUUCAAGAGUGAAACGACGUGACAUUAUUGAAAUUUUAUUAAGAUAUGGCGCAGACAUAAAUAUCAAAUGCCAAAGAAAUAAAAUCGCUUUACUUCAUUUAUAUGAGUACACCAAUUCAGAAAACCGUCCAUCAUCUUCGGGCUGGGAAGGUUGUGAGAAUUUCGAUUGCGAAGGUUGGGACGGUGGUCGUUGCACUAGUUGGCAGCGAAAAUAUCGGUAUGACGAAGACGACGAUUAUCAACACUUUUCUUGCCAUGUCGAUGAAUGUUCUUCAAUUGUCGCAGUUUUCAAGCGACAUAUUCUAAAGCUACAAGUCGCUAAAUUUGAUGUAGAUAAUAGUAAUAUUCAUGCUCUUAAAUAUUUUGAAACAAUGAAAAGUGACAGAGACAACGGUGAAAAUUAUGACAUAGACUUUGAUGAAUACAAUGAAAGUGAUUCUGAUAUAGAUAUUGAUUCAGGCAGCAAAGCAGAUAAUGAAAAUUAUGGUAGUAAAGAAAUUAUGGAGUUGGAGUCUAUGAAAAAUGAAAGAAUGGGAAACAGCAACAUAUCAUUCUAUGAUUUUUUGACAAGUAGUGUGCAUCGGUUAGCUAAAUAUGUCAAGAAUAAGAAUAUCGUCGAAAUGAUAAAUUUAAAUGAUUAUGAAUUGAUAUUUCCUAUUUAUUCUGACAUCAUCAAGAGUCGCUAUCAUAUUGGCAUGGAGAGGAACAAAUUGUUAGCACAAUGUGAGUUUCUAGGUGAUAUUUUUGUCGACUUACCCGAUACUUGCAUUGAUGAAAUUAUAAGUUAUCUUAACAAUCAAGAGCUUAGAUUUUUAACGAAUGCUUACAAAGAUCGGAAUUUUUCGAACAAACGAAAAAUUCAUCUCAAAAACAAAGUGCCAACUCCAAACAUCAUCAUGUCCGGUUAUCAUAAGAAAUUUGAUAACUGCAAUAACGAUGGACCAGACGCCCAGCUUCGUAUUGCUGUGCAACGAAGAGAUCACAGCGGAGCUUAUUUAAACAAACAAAACACAUGCGGUGAAACUGCACUUCAUUUAGCUACGAUCGAUCGUGAUGUAGAAAUGGUGAAAGUGUUGCUAGACAAAUGCAUUUAUUCCGAUUAUUUAGAUAUUAAAGACAAUAACGGUAAAACUGCACUUCAUUUAGCAGCUGAAUGCGGCUCUGAGCCAAUAGUUAAAUUACUUGUCAACAAAGGAGCCAACGUAAACACCAUUGCUAGAGAUCAUUCAAGGCCCAUCGAAAAAGUUAUUUCGACUUGGAGAAAUAAUAUCUUUAAAUUACUCGUAUGUCAUGGUGCUUAUGUUGAUAUUACACUCAGUGAUGGUGAAUCACUACUCCUUAGAGCAAUUAAAAGCUGUGAACCAUCUACCGUUAAGUGUAUUCUUGAAAAAUCUUCAAUUGAUAAAAAUAUAAACAAAACCUGUCUUACAACAGCAGUACUUCAGGGAAAUGAAGAAAUUGAACAGCACUUGAUUAAGCAUGGUUUCGAAGUUGAACCUCAAUGUGUUAAUAAUUCAAAAUUUUUUCACGCUAUCGUUGCAAGAGGAUAUACCAAAUUCGUAACUGAUCUUUUGGCAAUGGAAAUGGCUAGAUUAUUAAUACAGCAUGAUAUUAACUUAAAUGUAAAAGAUCAUAAAGAAAAAACGGCAAUUUUUUAUGCCGUAAAAAAUGGCGAUUUUAAUAUCGUAAAGUUGUUGAUAACUAACGGAGCUUGUGUUGAAGAUGAUCCUGAUUUACUUAACAUUGCUGCUCUUAAUCAAUGCAGUGAUACUGUUCAAAUAUUACUGGAACAUGGUGUUGAUAUUAAUGCAUGUGAUUCUUUUGGAAAGACGGCUUUACAUUCAGCAUUUGUUAAACAGUCUUCUCAAUUAAACAACGAUGUAAUUUAUAAAAUCGAGCCGUCAUUAAUUCGAGUACUAUUAAACAAAGGUGCUGAUGUCAAUAUGCCAAUGAAUGAUGGUCGAACAGCGCUUCAUUUGGCUGUUCAAACUGAUAACGAAGAAAUCGUAAAUACUCUUCUGGAAUACAAUCCAAAAGUGAAUGUGUCAGAUGCUAAAGGAAUUACACCAUUACAUUUAGCUGCACAAACGGAAAAUUCCAAAAUUGUUGACAGCCUUCUGAAUAAAAAUGCAGAUAUUACAGCUGUGGAUAUAAAAGGCAUGACGGCAUUACAUUUUGCCGCUGAAGUAGGACAUUUAGACAUCAUUAAAAAUCUCUUGAAAUAUGAGCCUAAUGUCUAUGCUAUAGAUGAAUUCAACUCAACACUUUUGCAUGGUGCAGCUAAAUAUGGAUACUUAGAUACUAUUAAUUGUGUUAAUGGUGAAGGAUCAACUGCUCUCCUUAUCGCUAUUUCGCAUUCAUUAUCUCUAGAGUUUAUUAAAGAAUUACUCACGUUUGGUGCAGAUGUUAAUUAUAGAAAUACCAAAGGAGAAACAGCUCUUCACAUUGCUUCAAAAAUGAAACAACGUGAAAUUAUUGAAAUUUUAUUAAGAUAUGGCGCAGACAUAAACAUUAAAUGUCAAAGGAAUAAAACCGCUUUACUUCAUACAUAUGAGUAUAAACGUCCAAAAUUUUUCAGUUCACGAGUUAUUGAUUGCGAUUGUGAGGAAUAUGGCUGUGGGUGUGCGGAUGAUUGUUAUAGUUGGGAACUAAGAGAUCAGUAUGACGAAGAAGAAUUUCGAUUUGAUCACUUUUCUUGUCAUGUCAAAGAUUGCUGUCCAAUUGUUGAAGUUUUCAAGCAUCAUAUUCUAAAACUCAAAGCUGUCAAGUUUUAUGUAGAUAAGAAUAACAUACUAGGUCUCGAAUAUUUUGAGGAGUUGAAAAGUAACAUAUAUUUUGAUGUAUUCGAUCAAAGCGACUCUGAUAGAGAUUCGUUUUCAGGAAGUCCAGUUGUUGAUAAUAAUAAAGUAAAUAUGGAAUUAGAGUCUAUGAAAAAUGAAAGAAUUGGCAACAGUAACACAACAUUCUAUAACUUUUUGACAAGCAAUAUUCAUCAGUUAGCUAGAUAUGUCAAGAAUAAAAAUAUUGUCGACGUCAUCAAUUCAAAUGAUUAUCAAUUGAUAUUUCCUAUUUUUUCUGAUAUCAUUGAGAGUCGCUUCCAUAUUGGAAUAGAAAGACACAAAUUGUUAGCACGCUGUGAUUUUCUUUGCGACAUUUUUGUAGACUUACCCGAUAUUUGCAUUGAUGAAAUUCUAAGUUAUCUCAAUAAUCAAGAGCUUAGAUUCUUAACCAAUGCGUACAAAAAUCAAUAUGUUUUAAACAAACGAAAAAUUUUCCUCAAUUUAUAAAUUUAAUGAUUGCAUAAUUAUAAACCAGAUAAUAAGGAAAUUUUCAUUUUAUUUUUUUUUAUUUAUAAAAUGUCUAAAAAUGGAUGCGAAUCUGUUCAACUAUAUUACGAAAUAAUACAUAAAUAAAACUAUAAAAACUUUCAACAAUGAUUGUUAUCGAUACGAUUGAUCGCGGUUGAUUUACGCGUAAUUAUUUAAAUUUUAUAAAGUUUAUUAUGAAAAAUUAUAGUUUGUUUUGAAAAUAUAAUUAUUUAUUUCAAGUUAAAUACUUUUAUUUUAACAUUUAAAUGAAAGUUUUUAUGGUUUUAUUAAUUAUUAUCAAAUAUAUAUUUCUGUAGUAUCAAUACUUUGUUUGCAAAUGAACGUUUUUCUGUGCUGUUCAACAAUUAGUUUUUUAUCGAGUACUUUAUUUUAUUCAUUCUUUUAUUUUUUUUAUAAGAGCUUACACUCUAAUAAAACUAAUGUGUAAUUCAAUUAUUUAUUUAGAGUAAUAAAUAGCAGCAACUGAUUUAUUAUACUAUUUAUUGAAGUACCGAUAAUGCGGAAUUGGUUCUACUGACAUAUUAAAAAUUAUCAUCAAUAAAUAUAAUAUAUCAAAAUUUGGCAUUGAUAGUUUUUAAGUUGAUCUUUAAUUUA
Molecule: messenger RNA, 6734 nt
Organism: Microplitis mediator
Lineage: Eukaryota; Metazoa; Arthropoda; Insecta; Hymenoptera; Braconidae
Exons: 6
Coding region: 525-6098 (1857 amino acids)
Molecular function (GO): protein binding
Source: RefSeq, a predicted model, not a curated record